AUGCGCGGGAGAAUACUGUUGCACUGCCAAGAUAUUACUGUUAGGCUCAUAUCUGACUAUGGGACGCCAGAAAUCCUACAGACUGGUGCCAUCGGGUCUUGCUAUCAUUAUCGGAGCCGGUCCCACAAGCGGCUGAGCGCCCAUAAGCUCAACCAACUUCGCGACUCUCUUCGCCAAGAGACAAACGGCCUUCUUCAUGCCUUCCCAACUCAAUUUCAUGACCUCUACAAGACAUUCCAGAAAAUCCGCAACCACCACGACUUCAAAGGUCUGAAACUCAAGCUUGCGAUAUGCCACAUAAAAAACGACGGCAUAGUACCAGAUGAUGAAAUGACAGCUGAGACUCUUGGAGAAGGCAUAUGGGCAUGCAAGACAGAACCUGAAGCCUUUGCGGAAGAAGCUUUGGAGCUCAUCUAUGAGCAAAAUGGUGGCAAGACACUGUUGGCCGAUACCGACGGCGUGAAGAAAGGAACAAUUAUCUUCACCAGUACUCUAGGCGUUUUGCGAAGAAAUUCAGAUUAUAUGGCGAAUAGAAUGACUAGCAUCACGUCUGCGUUAGCAACCCGGGGUUUCGCCAAGAAACAUAGCAAAUACGGCGUGCACUGCAUCCAUGCGGUUUCAGUUGGCCGUAUCGUGGAUGGGGACACUGAGGAGACUAGGACUGGAAAGCACAUGAGGGCUGAAGAUGUUGGACAUAUGUAUUUGUGGUUGUCACAGCAGCCCGGUUCGCUUUGGGUCCAUCAGUUGGAAUUACGACCAGCUCAAGGGCCAUUUUUAAAAUUCAAGGAUAGUUGGAUACAUGGGUUGUUUUGA
Fusarium pseudograminearum CS3096 is the source of this 813-nucleotide messenger RNA. RefSeq lists its product as uncharacterized. The coding region runs from base 1 to 813 and encodes 270 amino acids. The transcript has 3 exons. NCBI's taxonomy places the organism in Eukaryota, Fungi, Ascomycota, Sordariomycetes, Hypocreales, Nectriaceae. The record is from RefSeq and is a predicted model, not a curated record.